UUCCACCCAGCCACACCUCCAUUGUUCCGCGCAGGAGGUAUCCCUGUUGUCUACAUCCAUCGCCCCGGUGGCCGUUGGCCGUCUGCCUUCGAUCGUCGACUCGUCGGCGGCGUCUCCAAUUUGUUGUUGUUGUUGGUCCCUCGCCUGCAUCCCGGAUUGCCCUGUCCUGUAUCCUGCCUCUCGGCUCCAUAGUCGCGGUCUCGAUCUACUUACUGUAGGUGGAUUCGCUUUCGCAGAACAGAUGCCGCCAAACUCGAGAAACUUCGUCGCAUGUCAUUCGCCUUGCCCGUCUCCGAGGUGGAGGCUGAUCUUAACCCAUGUCUUUCUAGCAUCCUUAGUCGUCGUCGCAUCUCUCUCUCUCUCUCUGCCUCCACUGGAAGUGUUCGUUUCCAUGCACGUAACACGGCGAGGGCCUUCCAUCUCAGAUGGCAUGUAAUCCCCUUGCCUGUUCCCGUUUGGCAUAUAAGUCAAACCCCCUCCCAGACACCCUCGGAUUGAGUUUCUCUGCCUCUCGCGCUUCCCAUCCUUCCCAGCAGGAACCCAAGUCCAACGAUUCCGUUCCCAAUCUUUAGGGAGUCGAACCUUGCCACUCGUUUCUUCUGGGGCUCAGAGUAAACAUCAUGACCGGUGUCAUUCAGUCGUCCGAAAUCGCGGGCAUGGAGUCCAACGUCCAGCCCAACGUCACCGCUGCAGAGGCCAGGAACAACAAGACCUCGGGCGGAAACGCCGCUUUCCACAACUUCAACAACGACUUCGCACAUAUCGCUGACGCCAACGAACGCCGUCGUCUGGCACUGGCCGAGAUUGACAAGGCGCCUUUCGGCUGGUACCACGUCCGUGCCAUCGUCGUCGCCGGCAUUGGUUUCUUCACCGACUCGUAUGACAUCUUCACCAUUGGCCUCGUCACCUCCAUGUUGGGUAUAGUGUACUUUGGAGGCACCCUACCUGCGGAACACGAUACCGCAAUCAAGGUUGCAACAUCCGCCGGCACCGUUGUCGGCCAACUUGGUUUUGGUAUUCUCGCCGACAUUGUCGGCCGCAAGAAGAUGUACGGUGUCGAACUGAUCAUCAUCAUUGUCGCCACCCUCGCCCAGGCUCUCUCGUCUGCCUCCCCUUCUGUCUCCAUCGUCGGCCUCAUCGUUUUCUGGCGUAUCAUCAUGGGCAUCGGAAUCGGCGGCGACUAUCCUCUUUCUGCCAUCAUCACCUCCGAGUUCGCCACGACCAAGUGGAGAGGCUUCAUGAUGAAUGCCGUGUUUGCCAACCAAGGUUUUGGCCAGCUUGCUGGUGGCAUCAUGCUCCUCAUCGUCACGGCCGGUUUCCAGGGAUCCCUCGAGACUGCCGCUAAGCCUGCUGCGUGCUCUACCACUGAGCCUUGCCUGAUGGCCGUCGACAAGAUGUGGAGAACAAUGAUUGGUUUCGGUGCCGUCCCUGGAUGCAUUGCGCUCUACUUCCGCCUCACCAUUCCCGAGACGCCUCGAUACACCUUUGAUGUCGACAAUGACGUACACAAGGCCGAGGGCGACGUCGACCAUUACAAGCAGGGCAAGUGGGGAGAAUCUCAGGUUGACGAGGCCACCCGCGUCGUCGCCCGCCAAGAGGCCAAGUCGCAGCUCGAAGUCCCCAAGGCGUCGUGGGGUGACUUCUUCCGCCACUACAGCGUCUGGAAGAACGCCAAGGUUCUUAUCGGCACCGCCGGUUCGUGGUUCUUUCUGGAUGUCGCCUUCUACGGCCUCGGGUUGAACAACGCCAUCAUCCUCAAUGCCAUCGGGUGGUCUGGCGGCAAGGAUGUGUACCACAUCUACUACAAGACGGCUGUCGGCAACCUGAUUCUUGUCUGUGCCGGUGCCGUCCCCGGAUACUGGGUUUCCGCCGCUCUCGUCGACACAAUCGGACGCAAGCCCAUCCAGCUUUUCGGCUUUUUUACCCUCACCCUCCUCUUCUGCGUCAUCGGCUUCGACUACUGGAACCUGUCCGGAACUGCUCUGAUGGUCCUGUACACUCUGGCGCAGUUCUUCUUCAACGCCGGUCCCAACUCGACGACAUUCAUUGUCCCUGGAGAGUGCUUUCCGACAAGGUAUCGGUCCACCUCUCACGGUAUUUCCGCCGCCUCGGGCAAGAUUGGUGCCAUUAUUGCGCAGGUUGUCUUUGGACCGCUCAGGACCAUUGGAGCCGACAGUGCCCGUGCCAAGACGGACCCGAGAUGGAGCACGCCGUGGCUCAACCACAUCAUGCAAAUUUUUGCCCUUUUCAUGCUUUGUGGUUUCUUCACAACCUUGUUGAUUCCGGAGACGGCAAGGAAGACGUUGGAGGAGCUCUCCGGCGAGGAUGAUCUGGCCACCAGUGCUAUCCCUGUCCACGGACAUAACGAGGAGAAGCGAGUUGAGGAGGGGGCCGCCGCUGGAUCCGUCUGAACGUGGUCGAGUUUUGGUGGAAAGUCAUUUUUGUAGCCGUCGUAGCCGCUGUUUGAAAAGCGAUCGAUACCCGUAGUGUAAAACUAGAUAAUUAGAAGAAGUCUUCUGCAGAUAAACUGCAGAUGUAAUUGAC
This is a messenger RNA of Colletotrichum destructivum, 2544 nucleotides long. RefSeq names its product Putative major facilitator, sugar transporter, major facilitator superfamily. Gene Ontology annotation, cellular component: membrane. The record is from RefSeq and is a predicted model, not a curated record. Bases 621 to 2411 code for a protein of 596 amino acids. The transcript has 6 exons. Lineage: Eukaryota; Fungi; Ascomycota; Sordariomycetes; Glomerellales; Glomerellaceae. Gene Ontology annotation, molecular function: phosphate transmembrane transporter activity. Gene Ontology annotation, biological process: transmembrane transport; phosphate ion transport.